GGCUCUUGGCUUGGUAGACAAAGACCCAGCAGAGACCACAACCACAGCUACUACGUUCUACCACCCCUACUACUACGUACUUCGUAGCUAAAUCACUUACCCGGAGGAGGGAUCGGGAAAUAGAUAGAUACCGGCGGGCACCCAAUACACCCUUAUAUAUAUAUUUGAAGCCUCCCCCCCUGUCUGGCCGUCGGUGAUUUAGUAGGCAGGUAUAAUUUGUCUUGUUCCCCUUUCCCCGCAUGUCCAUACCCAGCACAAAGACACCUCUCUACCUGGAUAAGCCCACCAUCGCAGCGACAUAGGAGGCUUCGUUGGACCAUGUCGUUACCGGCGUCGUCUUCGGCUCCCAUCACCUCUUCGGCAUCGUCGGGGUCCUCCGUCACCGCCACCGAACCCGAGCCCGACGUCGAGUCUCAGAAAUCGCGAGGCGGCCUCCCCUACUACCAACGCCAGUUCGACCAGGCCGGUGUCACGCCCGCCGUACUAGAAUGGGGCUACCGUGGUAGCGGCACCGACGACGACCCCUUCGUUGUCGACUUCCUGCCUAACGACCCCAAGGACCCGAUGACCUUCUCGAAGCCGAAGAAAUGGGGCAUCACCGCCCUCCAGGCCAUCGCCGUCCUCGCCGUCGCCUUCGUCUCGACUGCCUACUCCGGCGGCAUCGGCGAGAUCAUUCGCGAGUUCCAGGUCGAUACGCAGAUCGCCAUCCUUGGCGUAUCCCUCUUCGUCCUCGGCUUCGCUCUAGGGCCUUUGAUGUGGGCUCCUCUCUCUGAGCUCUACGGCAGACAGAUCCUCUUCUUCUUCACUUACAUGGCCCUGACGGCAUUCAACGCCGGCGCGGCGGGAGCGCAAAACAUCCAGACGCUCAUCGUGCUCCGAUUCUUCGCCGGGACCUUUGGCAGCUCGCCCCUAACGAACGCGGGCGGAGUCAUCGCAGACAUGUUCUCAGCCCGUGAGAGAGGCUUAGCCGGCGCCCUGUUUGCCGCUGCGCCGUUCCUCGGUCCUUCGAUUGGCCCUAUCGCUGGAGGCUUCCUCGGCGUGGGUGGAGGAUGGCGAUGGGUCGAGGGUCUCAUGGCAGCCUUCACGGGGCUGCUCUGGAUCAUGUGCUCGCUGCUCGUACCCGAGACGUACGCGCCAAUCCUGCUCCGCAAGCGGGCGGAGAAGCUGUCCGAGAUUACCGGCAAGGUCUACGUGUCGAAGCUCGACGCCGGCCGGCCGAAGAAGACCAUCGGUCAGGAGUUCAAGGUCGCCCUGCUGCGGCCCUGGACGCUGCUCUUCCGCGAGCCCAUCGUCUUCCUCACCUCCCUCUACAUGGCCAUCAUAUACGGGACCCUGUACAUGAUGUUCGCCGCGUUCCCGAUCGUGUUCCAGGUGCAGCGCGGAUGGUCGCCGGGGGUCGGCGGGCUCGCGUUCCUGGGGGUGGCGGUGGGGAUGAUGGCAGCGAUAGGCUACAGCGUGUGGGACAACGGGCGGUACGCGCGGACGGCGGAGGCGGCGCGCGACGGCCACGCCCCCGCCGAGGCGCGCCUCCCGCCCGCCCUCAUCGGCUCCGUGCUGCUGCCCGUCGGCCUCUUCUGGUUCGCCUGGACCAACGGCCCCGAGAUCCACUGGGUCGUGCCCAUCAUCGCCUCCGGCUUCUUCGCCGCCGGCCUUGUCCUCGUCUUCCUCAGUUUGAUGAACUACCUCAUCGACUCUUACGUAAUCUACGCGGCGUCGGUGUUAGCGGCAAACUCCGUGCUACGGUCGCUAUUCGGGGCGGCGUUCCCGCUGUUCACGACGCCCAUGUACCACAACCUGGGCACCCACUGGGCGAGCUCUAUCCCGGCGUUCCUGUCGCUCGCCUGUUUACCCUUCCCGUUCCUGUUCUACCGCUACGGCGCCACCAUCCGCAUGCGCUGCAAAUUCGCCGCCGAGGCCGCCGAGGUCCUGGCCCGCAUGCGCGCCCACGCCGGCGAGCCGUCCGUCAUCGAGGCGACGAGGGGAGCAGGCGGCGGCGAGCAAGAAGGAGAGGGCGGGGCCGAGGAUGAGAAGAAGAGGAGCAGGGCAAACGAGUCGGGCUAGUUGGCUCCCCUCUAUCGGAGCACUAACUAAUAGCCGGCUACGGCAUGGGAUAGACGGACUCAUCUACGCGUGUUUAGGUCAAAGGCAUGGGCUGGCGUUGGGGGAAAUUCUGUAAGUAUUAGAAAUACCACGUGGGAUCUACAGAGGAUCGUGGUGCCUACUUGGGUCGCCUCAACUAAACAGUAGGUAUGUAUAUUGAGGCUGGAAGACUAUAGAACGAAGCUCAAGUGCGAACUGGAGACGGCCCUCUCGAGAGGGCACUGGCAUUACAGGCUCCGUCUCUGCGAAGCAGCCCCCCUCACUUUAUACCUCCAUUUAGUAUUUUAAGAUUGUAUACAUCUUCGAGCAUGCUAGCUGAUUUAGAUGGUAUUGUAGAGAAUCUCUAUCGGUGAUAUUUAGGACAGCCAUAAA
This is a messenger RNA of Durotheca rogersii, 2472 nucleotides long. RefSeq names its product MFS general substrate transporter. The record is from RefSeq and is a predicted model, not a curated record. The transcript is spliced from 7 exons. Bases 319 to 2061 code for a protein of 580 amino acids. NCBI's taxonomy places the organism in Eukaryota, Fungi, Ascomycota, Sordariomycetes, Xylariales, Xylariaceae. Gene Ontology annotation, biological process: transmembrane transport. Gene Ontology annotation, molecular function: transmembrane transporter activity.